This is a messenger RNA of Penicillium paradoxum, 582 nucleotides long. Its product is annotated as EKC/KEOPS complex subunit CGI121/TPRKB. Gene Ontology annotation, cellular component: EKC/KEOPS complex; nucleus; cytosol. The record is from RefSeq and is a predicted model, not a curated record. The transcript has 3 exons. Bases 1 to 582 code for a protein of 193 amino acids. Gene Ontology annotation, biological process: tRNA threonylcarbamoyladenosine modification; telomere maintenance via recombination. NCBI's taxonomy places the organism in Eukaryota, Fungi, Ascomycota, Eurotiomycetes, Eurotiales, Aspergillaceae.
AUGGCUUCGAGUCUAGAGACCAUUUGUGUGCCCCAUCUACCGACAUCUCUGCCAGUACAUGUUGCUCUAUAUCGUGAUGUGCAAAAUGCCGCCUCGCUGAAAGGUCAGCUUCUCGCUGGCCAAAAAGAAUUCGAGUAUGCCUUCAUUGAUGCAAGCAUGGUGCUGUCAAGGGCGCAUGCCAUUGCUGCAGUGUUCAGAGCAGUUAAUGAUUACAUGCACAAUCGACUUAGGUCCCAUAACGUGCAUUCUGAGAUUGUAUUCUCAUUGAAUCCUACAAAUAAUAUUGCCGAAUCAUUCCGUAGAUUUGGUAUUACCGAUUCAACCAAAGACUUGUUGGUCAUCAAGGUCUCUGUCUCUCCGGAAAUAACCCAUGAGUCUGUUGCAGCCCAUUUGGACAGCUCGGUCCAAGGAACUCCCGUGCCUUUCAAUGACCAGACACUUUUUGAACUUGCGGAUAUCAACAAGAUCAAGAAAGCAUACAAGUUGGGGGCUCUGCCUUCGCCAACGGCCAAGGAGAAUGACGAGGCCAAGCAAAGGCUCGAAAACUCCUUGUUGAGCGCAAUUGCUUUGAGAGGAUCGUGA